Messenger RNA from Rangifer tarandus platyrhynchus (Svalbard reindeer), 330 nucleotides. Lineage: Eukaryota; Metazoa; Chordata; Mammalia; Artiodactyla; Cervidae. The record is from the annotation of a GenBank genome assembly.
AUGAUGGACUGUCUGUAUGCCAAGUGUAUCCCUUGUACAACUGACUGUAUAAUGGCUGAAAUUGAGAAAUUGGGGCAGAAGUAUAGAGUGGUUUUAAGGAUUGCCAAGGAUCCAAGAUUUGAACGAUUACCAUGUACACACAAAGGAACCUAUGCAGAUGACUGCUUAGUGCAAAGAGUAACUCAGCACAAGUGUUACAUUGUGGCCACAGUUGACCAGGACCUUAAACGAAGAAUCUGGAAGAUCCCUGGAGUUCCCAUCAUGUACAUUUCUAACCAUAGGUACAACAUUGAGCGGAUGCCAGAUGAUUACGGAGCCCCUCAGUUCUAA